This is a messenger RNA of Callorhinus ursinus (northern fur seal), 855 nucleotides long. RefSeq names its product gasdermin B (gene GSDMB). Lineage: Eukaryota; Metazoa; Chordata; Mammalia; Carnivora; Otariidae. The record is from RefSeq and is a predicted model, not a curated record.
UUCCUGAGACACAGUGGCCAGCACCUGUGCAGGGAUCUUACAGAGGGCAGUCUCACAGCCGCCAUUCCUGGUGAGCAGCUGAGGAAGCUGAGGAGAAGACUCCCCACUUUGUUGCAAUCAAUCCGGAGAAUGAGAGCAGACCUUUAUCUGGUGACAGAGAUUCUGGAGACGGCAAGGAAGGAAACCCUGAAAAGUGAACGGCUGUGUAUGUUGUGGAGCCAGGUGAACGCAAGAGCGUCUGAGGAGCAGCAUCUCGUGGCUGAGGCCCUAGAGAAGGGGACCCUGCCCCUGUUGAAGGACCAGGUGGAUCUGUCCUGGAGCAGAACUGGAGUGAGCAGCCCCAUGAUAUGGGCUGGGACCCUGACACACGACUUCUCUGUGCCCUCUAUGUUGCUCUCUCCCUCCUGCUGCAGCUGGGUGAGAAGCUGACCUCAGUGCCUUCCUAACUAUCUGUUAGCCCUUGAACCAUUCUUCCCACAAGCCUCUGGGUGCUCCCAUCUCAGGCCAUCCCUGACCCCCAGUCCCCCCCCACCCCCCCGACCCCCGUCACCAGAACAGUGUCUUUAUAACAAACAGCCGACUAUUUUGCAAUACAUUACUUCCCCUACAUGAUAAUGUCCAAAAAUCAGCCUGGAUUGUAUGCAUGGGCUUCUGACUAAAAGUGGCAGAUUGGUCAUAUUAAUUUUCUCUCCCUCUUGAAACCUCACUAAAUAAAGUAAAACAAUAGAAAAGAUGUAAACACACAAUGAUACAGAGAACGGGGCAGCAGAUAAGAGAUUCUAACACAUCUGGGCGCCUGGGUGGCUCAGUUGGUUAAGCGACUGCCUUCGGCUCAGGUCAUGAUCCUGGAGUCCC